This is a messenger RNA of Helianthus annuus (common sunflower), 2223 nucleotides long. Its product is annotated as protein FAR1-RELATED SEQUENCE 5-like. The record is from RefSeq and is a predicted model, not a curated record. The transcript has 7 exons. NCBI's taxonomy places the organism in Eukaryota, Viridiplantae, Streptophyta, Magnoliopsida, Asterales, Asteraceae. Gene Ontology annotation, molecular function: nucleic acid binding; zinc ion binding. Bases 1 to 2157 code for a protein of 718 amino acids. Gene Ontology annotation, biological process: regulation of DNA-templated transcription.
AUGUCUUCUUCAAACUCUGCUGAUAACAUUUCCAAGUGGGAGGAACGUGUAUGCAUAAACAGUGGAAGAAAGUUUUUCAAACCUAAAGUCAGUGGAUCCAUUACACCUGCUGUUGGAAUGUUUUUUAAGUCAUUUGAUGAGGCUUUUGCGUUUUAUCAGAGAUAUGCACUUGCUGCAGGAUUUCAUGUUAGCAAAGAAAUAGAUUCUGGUUCAGUUGAGAAUAGUAAAAAGAUUGUUAGACGUAAUAGAGGUUCAAAAAGAGUUGGAUGCAAUGCUCAUGUGAAAUUAAUAUUAGAGAACAAUAAUAUGUAUAAAAUCUACUACUUUGAAGAAGAACAUAAUCAUAUCUUUGUGGAAGAUGAAGAUAUUCAUUUCUUGCCGGCUGCACGAAGUAUCGAUUAUGUGAAAGAAAGUUUUAUAUCUGGAUUGUCAGCAAUCAAUAUUGGACCUGUUAAAGCAUUCAAUAUUAUGAAAACAAUGUAUGGUGGUUUUGGUGAAGUUGGUGCUAGUAAAGUUGAUUGUAAGAAUUAUAGAAGGGAUUUGAAUCUUUAUAUCGGAGAGUAUGAUGCAGAAAUGGUAGUUAGGCGUCUUAUUAGGAAGAAAGAAUGCUGUCCGGGUUUCACAUGUGAUUAUGUUAUUGCAAUCAAAAAAAAAAAUUAUACAGUUUUUGGUGACAUAUUUGGUUUUGAUGCUACUUAUAAAUCAAACAAGUAUGAUUUGGUUUUUGUUCCAUUUACUGGUAUUGAUAAUCAUUAUAGGAAUGUCACAUUUGGUGGUGCAUUACUUGGUUCGGAGACUGCAGAUUCUUAUAGAUGGCUUUUAAGGUGUUUUGUUAAUGCUUUUGGAAGUGAGCCUAAAGUUGUUGUUACUGAUCAAGAUGCUGCAAUGAAGAGAGCUAUUAAGGAUGUACUUUCAAGAAGUAGGCAUAGGUUAUGUAUGUGGCACAUAUGGGAGAAAUUGAAGACAAAGGUUGGUCCUGUUUUGUCUGCAAACACUGAUUUUAAUACAAGAAUGACUCAUGUUGUUUGGAAUGAUACUAUUAGUCCAGAAGAUUUUGAAACUGAGUGGCAUUCAAUAAUGUCUACUUUUGGAUUGGAAAAUCAUGAGUGGUUAAAAGAUAUGUACGAUCUUCGAUUUGACUGGAUUCCUGCUUAUUACCAUGGAGAGGAUUUGGCUGGUCUUAUGCGUACUACUUCGAGAUGUGAAAGCGAGAAUUACUUCUUUGGUCAGAUUUGCAAUCCAAGAUGUACACUUGUUGAAUUUUUCACUCAUUUUGAGACUGCAAUGGAUAUUCAAAGGCAUGAGCAUAGGAGGAAUGAUCAUGAUACAAGGUAUAUUGAGUCUAAGCCCUGGAGUGACUUUGUAUUGGAGAAACAAGCAUCAGAAAUAUACACCAAAACAAUUUUUAAGGAUAUUCAGAUUGAAAUUGAUGCUGCCAUUACAAAGUGUAUGUCAAAGUCUCUUGAUAUUGUGGGUGAUGUUCAAUAUUUUGAAAUAAAGGAUUUCAGACAGCCAUGCACAUCUUUUUUGAAGGUGCAAUACAGCAAACAAGAAGAUGGAUUAACAAUAAGUUGUUCUUGCAAACGGUUUGAACAAUUUGGUAUAUUAUGCCGGCAUAUAUUUUACGUUUUACGGUAUGAUGAUAUAAAUGAGUUUCCUAGAAGAUAUGUUCAUAGAAGAUGGAUGAGAGAUGUUGUUUCUGUUGGAUCAAAUCAUUCAAAUAUUCGGUUUGAUGAAAUUGGUAGGAAUAGUGAAAUUGAUAAAGUUUAUAGAGAAAUCGUUGUUGCAAAUGAGUAUGUGGUUAAUAGGCUGGUUGGCGAUAUAGAUGAGUUGUGUCGUUACAGGGAUCAUAUUAAAAGUUAUAUUGAUAAAGCGGAUGAGGUUAUGGUUGCUGCGCCGCCUCCUAGUCGCAAAGAAAGAUUUGCUGAAAUUGGAGGGAACAUAGAAAAAUCAGAUUCUAUUAUUCGUGUGCCGAUCAAAACAAGGACCAAAGGAUGCGGUGUACAAAAAAGGAUCAAGUCAAAUCGUGAGAUUGCAAUUCAGAAAUCAUCAAAGAUCCAGAAAUCGUGCCGUGUAUGUGGUGAAAAAGGACAUAACAGUCGCACAUGUAAAGAUAAGGUUUCUUCUAAUGCUAUAGGUUCUAGCAAUGCAAUGUAAUUAUGUAUAGAAAUUCUGACAAAAUCAGAUAUCAAUAAGUAAAAAAAAAUUUGUCAUUGCGUUUUA